This is a messenger RNA of Coturnix japonica (Japanese quail), 4508 nucleotides long. The record is from RefSeq and is a predicted model, not a curated record. Lineage: Eukaryota; Metazoa; Chordata; Aves; Galliformes; Phasianidae.
AAUUCCAAGCCCACACUGAGUCCUGGAAUGUUGUGGUGCCGUGUUGGAAUCAGAUGUGACCACGUGGUCUUGGCUCCCCGCCUUGUGGGGGGUCAUGGUGGACCAGGCUGGUGGCCCAUGGUGAUGUCAUAAGCGGCUGGAAUGAGGGGAGGAGCGGUGCGUUCCGUGUUCCUUUGUGGGUGAGCUAGUGGUCAGAGUAGUUGGUUGGUUUGUUGCUCUUGUGCCUUUAGUGCCUUUAGUGCCUUUAGUGCCUUUUUCUUCACACCAUCGUGCGCAGCAUCUUGUAGGUAAGCUGAGCCGACGUGGGAUGGAUGGGUGGGCAGUGAGGUGUUGAGAACUGCAGGCUGUCAGAGCUCACAGCACCGAAUUGCUUACUCUUGACCAUCAGAUGUAAUUUUCCCCCGGUACACACAUUCCAAAGGGGGUAUCUGUAAAGGUGGCACCUGUUCGGUGCUUCUUCCGUCGUCUUCUUUGCUCAGUUGUGGAAGCAUUGUAAAGUUGCUGGGCGGACAGGCAUCACGUAGCCUGAGACUCAGCAUGUCUUGCAGCAAGUGGAUGGGAUGGUUGUGCUGUGUGCGUUAUUCCAUGGCUGUCUUAGCCCUGCUCACUGACCUGCUCUUUCUCUCUCCUCUCCUUGCCCUCCACCCACUGCCUCGGUGCAGCUUUUGCUCUCAUUACAUCUGAGCAAAGCGACAAGGAUCUGCUGCUGAUAGCGUGAGGUGAUCUCACUGCCAGGUACGUGCCAUGUUUUGUCCCCCCACAUGGUUUUGCCGCAGGGUAUGCGAGGGUAGUUCUGAAGAAUUGUACCCAUACUGUGCUGUGUGAAUAGAGAAAACAGAAGUGUGUUUCCGUUCUGUUCCAGCGUCUCACAGCUGCUGUGAUGGGCGUCACGUGCAGCAAGAUCAGCUGUGAGCCUGAGGUGGCAGCGACGGAGGUACAGUAUGAGGCUCUGUGUGGUCUUUGUUCCCUGUGUUGAGCCAGCAGAGGGAGCUGCAGAUGUACUCUCCUGCAGGAAAGAGUUGGCCAAAAAGGGCCUGGCCACCUGUCUGCGCCAAUGCCAUUGCUGAUUAGACUGUGUAGAGAGAGAUGCAUGUUUGCAUGGCCUGGCAAUGCACGCCAGGAAGAGAAACGACUGUUAUGAGACGUGCAGCUCCUUCUGAAGUGCUCCUGAGAAGGACGGAGCGCAUUUGCUGCAGCUUUCUCUGCAGAUGUGCUCCUCACCUUGAAAUACUCCUGGUUUGUCCUCAGCUCCUGACCACAGCCUGUGCUCUGUUUUGCAGGCUGAUAACAUGUGGAAGCCACAGCUGGAGCGUGUGGAGUCAUCUGUUAACGUUCCAUCGAUUGCGGCAGCCCAUGUUAUUAAGAGCCAUGUUGCCCAGGGACCAGAUGAGCUCUCCCUGGAGGUUGGAGACUUGGUGUGCAUAGUUGCUAUGCCACCAAAGGAGCUGAGCCCCUGGUGGAGAGGCAAGCGUGGCUUUGAGGUUGGGAUUUUCCCUGGUGAGUGCGUGGAACUCAUCAGCAGAAAAGUUCCCGAGUCCCUCAUCAAUUCCUUGCCAAAGCCUGUGCCGAAGAAACGGGGCAAGCUCAACACCUUCCUUCGUUCCGUGGUGAAAGCCCGCCCCAGGAGAGCAAAGCAGCCGGAGCCAGAGAAGGAAGGGGUGUUUGGGUGUGACCUGGGGGAGCACCUUCUCCGCUCUGGCCGUGAUGUCCCCCAGGUCCUGCAGAGCUGCGCUCAAUUCAUUGAGGAGCAUGGCGUGGUGCAGGGGAUAUACCGCCUGUCCGGCAUGGCGUCCAGGAUCCAGCGACUACGCCAUGAAUUUGAUAUGGAGCAGGUUCCUGAGCUCAGCGUCCGAGAACUUCACAGCGUGAGCUCCCUGUGCAAGUUGUACUUCAGGGAGCUCCCGAACCCUCUUCUGACUGAGCAGCUGUAUGCCAAGUUCUCGGACGCUGCUGGUGCUGCAACAGAGGAGGAGCGGGUGUUCAGAAUGAAGGACGCCAUCCAGCAGCUGCCCGCUCCUCACUACAGAACACUAGAGUACCUAAUGAGACAUUUGGCAUCUCUAGCUGGGAACUGCUCGAUCACCAACAUGGAUGCUCACAAUUUAGCCAUAGUGUGGGCUCCAAACCUCUUAAGAUCCCAGCAGAGCCAGUCUGCCUGCACCAGCGAAGGAGCUGCCUGCUUGGAAGUGCAGACACAGUCGGCGGUUGUGGAAUUUCUCAUUAGCCACACAGACAUCCUCUUUGGCUCCAGAUCCACGUCAGCCUUGGGAGAGGGAGCAGGUGAGCAUCUUCCCCCAUUAGUUUGAUCUUAAUCGAAUCCAGGCCUUCUCCAAGAUCUUUCAAAUACGCUUUGACUCUCAACGGGACAGGAAGCUUCUGGGCUUAGAUGAGAAUAUGGCAUCCUGUUGCUGGAUGCUGAGAAUGUCCAUGGCCGGACUUUACAUGGAGAAAACCAUCCCUGCCAUUAUGAUGUUUUGAAUGGGGGUGAAGCAUGAUUGAAGUGUGGCAGCAAAGCUUUCUGAGUUCCCAGACCUGUUUUCUAGGUUUGGUUUUUUUAAUGUCUGUUUCGAUACAGUGAGCAGCUCUUAAUUAUGGCUGUGUCCUUUGCCAUGAGCAUACCUCUGAGCACACGGUUACUUUGAGCUCCUCUUCUUCCAGUAGCUCGGAUAAGCAAGUCUGAGAGAAAUGCAGAACUGGGAUGGCUGUGCUGCUGCUUUCUGAUCUUCCCUCUUACCUGUGGUUUUCCCUUGCAGGGCAGAGUACUCCCUCUGGGCACAAGCCUGUGUGGGAGCCUCCUCCUGCCACAAAGCUGCUAACACUGCAGGAGGCACAGGCUCUGAGGAGAGGCCAGAACAGCGUUCACGAUGUGACACAGAGCAGUGACAUUGAAGUGGAGGAAGGCCCCGCAGCUGAAUCAGGGAGAUUCCACACGGUUAUUGAUUUUCCAUCUGAAAGGUAAAGAGGACUUCCCUUUCUAGCCCCUAUCAUCAUUGGUCAGGUGGGCUUUAUUCGUUUACUUUUUGUCCAUUAUAUCUCCAAGGAUUCAAUUAACACACAGUUGCCCGACAGGCUCAGUGGAGCCACACAAGGGUGCCUUUCCUUCCUGGUUGGGCAGGCAGUCACGUGGAAGGGGCAAAUGUUGGCAAGGGCUCGGUGCAGCUCUUCCCUCACCCUGCACCACGACUGACAGCGUGCUCUGUUUUCUCUCUCCAGACCAAGUGUGCCCAGCAAGAGAAAGGAGUCAGCAGCUGGCAGUUGGCGUUCCUGUUUCUGCCUGGGCAAACCAUCGCCUGAACGCCAACUGCAGAGCAGUGCCAGAGAGCCUUCAGAAGCUGAAGUUGUGGUCCUGGCAGGUAAGCAUGCAAAUCCAGCUUUCAAAACACUGCUGUCAGCAACACAGGUAGAAUUCAAGCUUUCAGUGGGCUUGUACCUCCUUCUGGCAUUCAAGCCCAUGCCCGACAUUCUCAGUUGAUCCCUUUCCCAAGUGAGUCUCUGGUGAACACAAGUGCUGGACCUGCACGAGGAUUACUUUCAAGACUGUUGGGGUACUAAGUUGUCUUUGUAAGGAUUUAUGAGUGCAUACAGUAGUUUUGAGUAGAUGGAGUGUUCCGGAAUAGCUGAGUUAGGCCUGUAGGUUAAGAGUUAGUGGGCAGGGGGCUUAGGUAGGUGUGUGUAUAGGUUCUCUCGCGUGCAUUGGGAUUUGCAUAGUGGGUGUACAUUUCUGUGCAGGAUUUAUGAUGGUAUAUAAGGAGUGUGACGCAGAAAUAAAUUGAGAGAAGACUUCAUAGCAUCCAUGUUUAUGUCUCUCUCCCCCGGAUGGUAGAGGUCCCGGGAUAAGUCGGGUUAAUUGGCGGUUACGUCACAAGACAGUGACACAGUUGCUAGAAGCCUAUUUGCUUCUGCCCACCACCACUACAUAGCCAAAUGGCAAGAACCUCUUUCAUGAUUCAUCUUGCGAAUGUUUGACACUAACCACUGUAUAUCUAUACCUUCCUAGGUGAACUGAGCCCUUGUGUACCCCAAAGAAGCAGGGCAAGUGAGGAUGGAGCAUCAUGUGCUUCCAUCAAUGGACAGCUUUUAAGAAGCACAAGUCGCAGCAGUUCGGAAGACAGCCUUCUACAUGACAGCAGUGCCGGAGAGAAGGAGGUCAUCGUUGUUCAAGCCCUCAUUCAUACCAUCCCUGCUGAAGGGGCUGACCUGAGCCUGCCAGACGCCACAGUCACCAGCCAGGACUGUGGCCUAGUGCCUUUGCAAUGCAGCCCAGCCCAAGCACAGCCUGAGUGCCCCGACAGCGACACCUCUGAGCAGGACCAGGUCAGCGUUACUGAGGAGCAGCCGAGCCUCUUGGAGGGGGACUUGGAGUCAGGCCUCCAGUCCCAGGCACCAGGCAGCAGCACGAGCUCUGAGCCACUCUCUCCUUAACAUCAGUAGAUGAGUCCCAUCUUUAGCCUGGACAUCUCAUGCUUUCCUUUCUCCUAUUGAAUAAAGGCACGCUCGUGCUCAAUCAA